Paramuricea clavata is the source of this 251-nucleotide messenger RNA. Lineage: Eukaryota; Metazoa; Cnidaria; Anthozoa; Malacalcyonacea; Plexauridae. The record is from the annotation of a GenBank genome assembly.
ACUCGGAUUUGUCCAGCGCCCUCAUUUUUGACGUCAUUGCGUGCUUCGAAGGUGUUGUUCAUAUAGAAAACUAUGGCUUUGUAUGGCGAUUUAAUAAGAAUAUCGAUUAUUUCUCUGCUUCUAAUUCUUUAAUUAACGCGAGUUUAGACCGAUUUAACAGAGAUAUUUUACAGACGGAGAUAUUUUACAUUACCGAGCUUCUGAUUGAGGUGAAUCAAGAGUUGCCAGCCAAUGCCAGGUCGCUGGUGUAG